Molecule: messenger RNA, 1482 nt
Organism: Komagataella phaffii GS115
Lineage: Eukaryota; Fungi; Ascomycota; Pichiomycetes; Pichiales; Pichiaceae
Exons: 1
Coding region: 1-1482 (493 amino acids)
Biological process (GO): monosaccharide transmembrane transport
Cellular component (GO): membrane
Molecular function (GO): hexose transmembrane transporter activity
Source: RefSeq, a predicted model, not a curated record
AUGCCACUAGACGAAUCGGACUCUGCCGAGCUGCUGGGUUCAAACUAUUUGAGCCAAUCUCCUGCUAUCUCGCUUCCACUUGUACUUGCAGUUCUAAUGUCAUGUUUGAGUUCCGUUCAAUAUGGCUAUCAUAUGUCGGAACUAAAUGCCCCAGAGUCUGUCUACACAUGUAGAACCCCUAUUACUGGACCACACGAAGAUUACGCAAAGUCGUGGUUUGGAAGACAUGGUUACAAAAGCUGCAUACCUCUGGACGUUAAUCAAAUUGGUAUUGUUACUUCUAUAUUUACUAUAGGAGGCCUAUUGGGAUCACUAUACGCAGGUCAAUUGUCUGAAAACAUAGGCAGAAAGAAGAUGUUCACAGCCAAUUCUUUGGUAUUCGCUGUUGGAUCUCUGCUGGAGUCGCUCAGCAAUACUUAUGGCCAGCUUCUUUGUGGAAGACUCUUGUCAGGAAUUGGAGCUGGUAGUGGAAUUGUUGUUUCCGCACUAUACAUCAAUGAAGUCUCCCCUGUUGAAUUGCGCGGACUGCUGGGCAGCAUGAAUCAAAUUUUUAUCAAUGUAGGUAUCUUACUCACUCAACUCCUAGCAAUUGGAUGGACCAACGAUGAACAAUGGAGAUACAUUCUCGUUACGGCAUUCGUUAUUGCAAUAGUUAAUUUUGUGGCAUCCAACUUUGCACUUGAAUCGCCGAAGUGGCUAGCAAUUGAAUCCUCAAACUCGAGGGAAGCUUUGGCAGUUCUUUUUCAAUUACGAAAUGGAGAUUUGAAUAGAUGUCAGGAGGAAAUAACUUCCUGGGAGAGGGAAAAGCUUAGUAGAGAAAGAUAUAUUGCAGAAAACCCAGAGCAGGCUAAUCUGUCGCUCAAAUCGUACCUGACAUCUUCCAAGUAUUCUAGGUCACGAAGAAAUGUCACUUUCAUCAUGGUAGGGCAGCAAUUCUGUGGAAUCAAUUCGAUAAUCUUCUACGGAGUGAAAGUCCUAGUGAGUCUCUUCCCAACUGGUGCAUUGGCUAUCAAUUGUCUGAUAUCUUUGCUUAAUUUAACAGUUACGGGUACAGCUUCUCUGUUUAUGGAUAGAUGGGGCAGGAAACCACUGUUGCUUACAUCAGCAACUUUGAUGGGUAUUUCCUCAGUAGCCAUGGCAGUGGGCAUCAUCAAUUCAGUUGCAGUAUUGUCUGUUUUAGCUACGUUCCUCUAUGUUGGGUCGUUUGCUGUCGCAAUUGGUCCAAUUCCAUUCUUAAUAGUUUCCGAAAUCAGUCAACAGGAAGUAAGAGGAAUAGCUCAAAGUUGGGGUACGGCUGCCAAUUGGAUAGCCACCUUUGCCAUCGGUUAUCUAUUUCCCAUCGUAAACGAAUAUAUCGGAGGAUACGUUUACUUUAUAUUUGCCUUCAUGUGUUUCCUAUUCGGAUAUUAUACAUAUCUUUAUAUUCCAGAGACCAAGGGAAAGGGAACCUAUAAAGAAGUUUGGGGAGAUGAAAUAAGGUAG